AUGCGCAAUUUUCCAGAGUUGAUAGUCUUCGGAUUUACCAUCCUCAACGCCGUCAAUGCCCGUUUACAGUCUCGUUCCUACAAGACUCAUGAUUAUUUUGCCCUGCACCUGCGCGGCCAAACCUCUCCGGCAGAGAUCGCCCUCAAAUGGGGGAUCCAAUAUACAGGGCCGAUCGGCGAGCUCUCGGGACACCAUGUCUUUUCCGUUCCCAAAGAUAAGCACACUGGCCUUGAGGAUACACUGUUGAUAUCUCAUGAAGACAUCCAAUGGGUAACAAAACUGAGAACCGGCACAAGUCUUCAAAAAAGAAUACCAUCGCAACCUCUGGCUCAGCCGUCUGAAGCCUACCUCCUGGGUCAACCUGACCCAGAGGCUGUCCAAGCCCAGGAGCAAGUUGCGUCGGUAUUGGGGAUCUCCGAUCCGACCUUCCGGUAUCAGUGGCAUCUACUGAAUACAGUGCAACUAGGGAACGAUCUGAAUGUGACCGGGGUCUGGUUGGAGGGGGUGACCGGCGAAGGAAUCACCACAGCCAUCAUUGAUGACGGCUUGGAUGUAGACGCCUUGGAUCUGCGACCAAACUAUUACGCAAACGGGUCUUAUGAUUUCAACGAUGAUGUGCCUGAACCUAGACCUCGUCUUCGCGAUGACCAUCACGGCACCCUCUGUGCGGCGGAAAUUGCAGCUGCCAAGAAUGACAUUUGCGGUGUCGGAGUCGCAUACAACAGCCGAGUUUCAGGGAUUCGGAUGCUCUCUAAAGAUGUAGAUGACGUGGAUCAAGCGACGGCUAUGAACUAUGACUACCAAAACAAUGAUAUCUACUCUUGUUCCUGGGGUCCUGAAGAUGAUGGCCGUACGAUGAAGGCCCCGGGAGUUCUGGUCCAACGAGCUAUCGUAAAUGGGGUGCAAAACGGACGAGGCGGAAAAGGCUCGAUCUUUGUAUUCUCGGCAGGAAACGGGGGCAGCCAAGAUGAUAAUUGUAACUUCGAUGGCUAUACGAACAGCAUCUAUAGUAUCACGGUGGGCGCGAUCGAUCGGAUGGGGACACACCCGCGGUAUUCGGAGUCGUGUUCUGCUCAACUGGUGGUUGCAUAUAGCAGCGGCUCGGGAGAUGGGAUCUAUACGACUGAUAAUGGAGAUCGAUGUACUGCUCUCCACAGCGGUACUUCAGCAGCUGGGCCACUGGCGGCAGGAGCCAUCGCCUUAGCUCUUAGUGUACGGCCGGAUCUCACCUGGCGAGACGUUCAGCAUCUGAUGGUUGAAACGGCGGUUCCGGUUCAUGAAUCUGAUGGGACUUGGCAGGUUGGUGCUGGUGCUGGCGACAAGAUGUUCAGCCAUGAUUGGGGGUAUGGGAAGGUAGAUGCUUAUGCUCUGGUUCAAAAAGCUUAUAACUGGACCCUUGUAAAGCCCCAGGCUUGGUUCCAUUCCCCAUGGCAGCAGGUAGAUGUGGAUAUCCCGGAGGGUCAUGAAGGAUUGGCCAGCUACUAUUCAAUCACAUCGGACAUGAUUCACAAGGCGAAUAUAGCUCGACUGGAGCAUGUUACCGUUACCAUGAAUGUUAAACAUACCCGAAGAGGUGAUCUGAGCGUAGAACUCAUCAGCCCCAAAGGCAUCGUGAGCCAUCUCAGCACCCCAAGAAUGCCUGAUGGGCACAGGGCUGGGUAUGUCGAUUGGGAAUUCAUGUCUGUGGCGCAUUGGGGUGAGGGAGGAAUUGGCACAUGGAAGAUCCUCGUCAAGGAUACAAAUGUGAACGGCCACAAAGGCAUCUUUAUAAAUUGGCGCCUUAAUCUCUGGGGUGAAACCGCCGAUGGCUCAAACCAGCCACUCCAUCCUUUACCAGGAGAGUCCGAAGUGUAUGACACAGAAGCAGCUACCAUGACAGCAGCUAAACACACGCUCGAAGCUGCAGCCGACACAUCUUCGGUUUCACCACCGUCCAUGACCGGUACAUUUGACGCGGAGACGACAGCAACUGUAGUAUCUCCAGCCAUCUCCACAUCGCUGGGUUCACGGCAAAGAGACCUGCUUAUUUACGUGGGGAUAUUGGCGUUGAUUGCUUUUUCUUCUCUUGCUGGUUUACUUGUUUGCAAUUACUCCCUAUGGAAGAGGGCGUGUAGUCUCAAGGGGAAAGGAAGAAGUGAUGAUUUUGGAAGCGAUAUUCGUUCUGUAGAAAAUGAUAUGUAUCCUUUAGCUGAUAGGCAGGAGUAG
Aspergillus bombycis is the source of this 2205-nucleotide messenger RNA. Its product is annotated as S8 family peptidase. Gene Ontology annotation, biological process: protein processing. Gene Ontology annotation, cellular component: trans-Golgi network; Golgi membrane. The record is from RefSeq and is a predicted model, not a curated record. Bases 1 to 2205 code for a protein of 734 amino acids. The transcript has 2 exons. NCBI's taxonomy places the organism in Eukaryota, Fungi, Ascomycota, Eurotiomycetes, Eurotiales, Aspergillaceae. Gene Ontology annotation, molecular function: serine-type endopeptidase activity.